UCUCUCUCUCUCUAAUUCUAUAUAUACCUAUCAAAGUUUCAAAUACUAUCACACACACACACCAAUUAACAACAAUGGAGGUCUUCUACGCCUCUCUCCUCUGCCUCUUUGUCUCCUUUGUGUUCCUCUCUCUCCACCUCCUCUUCUACAAGACCAAACCCGCCGGAACCCUACCCCCUGGCCGGACUGGAUGGCCGGUGAUCGGAGAGAGCCUCGAGUUCCUCUCCACCGGCUGGAAGGGCCACCCGGAAAAGUUCAUAUUCGACCGCAUGGCCAAAUACUCCAUCCAUAUUUUCCGAACUCACCUCCUCGGCGAGCAAGCCGCCGUCCUCUGCGGCGCCGCCGGCAACAAAUUCCUUUUCUCCAAUGAGAACAAGCUCGUACAAGCAUGGUGGCCGAGCUCCGUCGACAAAAUAUUCCCAUCCUCCGCCCAAUCUUCCUCCAAGGAAGAAGCCAUUAAAAUGCGAAAAAUGCUCCCAAAUUUCUUCAAACCUGAAGCCCUGCAUAGGUACGUCGGAGUAAUGGACCACAUCGCGCAGCGUCACUUCUCCGACGGGUGGGAAAACCGAGACGAGGUUGUGGUGUUCCCACUUGCCAAGAACUACACUUUCUGGCUCGCAUGUCGGCUUUUCGUCAGCAUCGAGGAUCCUUCGCACGUGGAGAAGUUCGCCGAGCCGUUCAACCUAUUGGCCGCCGGCUUGAUCUCGAUCCCGGUGGAUUUGCCGGCGCCGUUCAGUAAGGGGAUAAAGGCGUCGAAUUACGUGAGGAAGGAGCUCGUCAAGAUCAUCAAGCAGCGGAAAGUUGACUUGGCGGAGGGGAAAGCUUCCCCCACGCAGGAUAUACUAUCGCAUAUGCUUUUGGCUAGCGACGAAAACGGCAAGUUCAUGCAGGAGUUGGAUAUCGCCGACAAGAUCCUAGGUUUACUUAUCGGUGGCCACGAUACUGCUAGCUCUGCUUGUACUUUUAUCGUCAAGUACCUCGCCGAGUUGCCUGAAAUCUACGACGGUGUCUACAAAGAACAAAUGGAGAUAGCAAAAACGAAAGGUCCCGGUGAAUUGCUGAAUUGGGAGGAUUUGCAGAAGAUGAAAUACUCGUGGAACGUGGCUUGCGAAGUACUUAGACUUGCACCGCCUCUACAAGGAGCUUUUAGAGAAGCCAUUGCUGAUUUUGCAUACAACGGUUUCUCCAUUCCCAAGGGCUGGAAGCUAUACUGGAGUGCGAAUUCGACGCACAAGAACCCGGAAUUCUUUCCGGAGCCACAAAAAUUCGAUCCGUCUAGGUUCGAAGGAUCGGGACCCGCUCCGUACACGUUCGUACCGUUCGGCGGAGGGCCGAGAAUGUGUCCGGGAAAGGAGUACGCACGUUUGGAAAUACUGGUGUUCAUGCACCACCUAGUGAAAAGGUUCAAGUGGGAGAAAGUUAUUCCCGAUGAGAAAAUUGUGGUUGAUCCGAUGCCUAUUCCUGCCAAGGGUCUUCCCGUUCGACUCUACCCUCACACUACUACAAUUACAGCUUAAUUAAUUAUUCUUAUAUGUGUUAAUUAAAAAUUAAAGUACUGCAUAUUAUAUUCCCUCCUUAAUUGUGGCCCAGCAAGUAAAGAAAUUGUAAGCCCAUUGGAUUGGCCCAAUUAGGCAUAUCAAUAUAUUUCAUAUAUUAAUAAGGUAAAAAUCGAAAACAAUUCUGGCUACCACAUUUGUAAAUUAUAGCUAUGCUUUGAGUUCUGAAUCAUGGGACAGUGUGUGUCUGUAUAAUAUCGCUCUCUCUAUAUAUACUUUUUUCGCGUUUUUUUUAUUUAUUUAAAUAUGUGUAACGUCGAGAUGUUGUUGUUUAUUAAUAUUACUCU
Molecule: messenger RNA, 1843 nt
Organism: Erythranthe guttata (spotted monkey flower)
Lineage: Eukaryota; Viridiplantae; Streptophyta; Magnoliopsida; Lamiales; Phrymaceae
Product: beta-amyrin 28-monooxygenase-like
Biological process (GO): sterol metabolic process
Molecular function (GO): oxidoreductase activity, acting on paired donors, with incorporation or reduction of molecular oxygen; iron ion binding; heme binding
Source: RefSeq, a predicted model, not a curated record